Messenger RNA from Plasmodium inui San Antonio 1, 1077 nucleotides. RefSeq lists its product as hypothetical. Lineage: Eukaryota; Apicomplexa; Aconoidasida; Haemosporida; Plasmodiidae. The transcript has a single exon. Gene Ontology annotation, molecular function: SNAP receptor activity; SNARE binding. Gene Ontology annotation, biological process: vesicle fusion; intracellular protein transport. The record is from RefSeq and is a predicted model, not a curated record. The coding region runs from base 1 to 1077 and encodes 358 amino acids. Gene Ontology annotation, cellular component: SNARE complex; Golgi apparatus; endoplasmic reticulum membrane.
AUGGCGGACGCGCUGUACAACGACUACAAGAACAACUGCCAGGAAUACAUCAGGACCGUUUCCUACACGGAGAAGAUCCUCCACGACAAUAACUCAGACAAGCACAAAUUGCUACACAUCUAUGAAAAGGCCAUCAAGAGCGCAGAAAACAUGUUUAAGAGAAUGCAGCUGGAAGCGGAAGCAAAUUCACUCAUAGGGAACAAGGACAGUGACCUCAACGACCUUCACAGAGAGAUAACGGAGUAUAAAGGAAAGUUGAACCUACUUAAGGAAAACUUCCUCUCCAAAGAAAGAGAAAAAAACGAAAUGAAUAACCACUAUGAUGAUCGAAUGCUACUACUGAGCGAUGUAGAUCUUCUGGAACAAGGAGACAUUUACAUUAACCAGUCCAAAAUUCUCCUAACAAACGCAGAGUAUAUCAGUAAUGACGUUCUGCAAAAUCUCAACAAACAGAGAGACUCCAUAAGGAAGGGACUCUCCAACAUGCCUUUCCUUACAGACAAAUUAGAUCAAGCAAAAAAUCUCAUCCAUCUGAUAAAGAAAAAACAACUCUUAAACAAGUACCGACUAUACAUCAUUUUUGUUCUCAUAUUUUUAACAUUCGUUUUUGUCUCUGGAGUUAAGUAUAGGAGGUAUGUGAAUAGCUUGAAUCGUCAGCAUACGCAACCCGUUGGCCCACCUCUUCACGAUUUUAUGGGUAACGCGAAGGAAUUCAACGACCCGCCGACUCCCACAAGUGCAUUAGCAGUUGGCACGGCGGAACCAGAGAACGAGAAGAAUAAACCCCCAAACAGGAAUGAACCGAAGAUGAUUGUGUACGAUUUUAUCGAGAAGAAGGAAGACAACGUGAAGGAGAGAAGCGGCAUCGUAGCGAGUGACGCGCAGGAUGGUGGAGCCACCACGAAGCCCCCAAACGGUGAAGGCAUAGGUGGGAGCAGUGGAAUCGAUCGAAGCAGUGGGAACAAGGGGGAGGAAUCCUCCCCUAAUCAAAGACAGGCGGAGAGCAGCCCCCCCGGGGGGUACACCAAUCGGCACAGGGAGGAUGAUAAGGAAGUGAACCAAAAGGGGCAUGUCUAA